Molecule: messenger RNA, 807 nt
Organism: Trichoderma gamsii
Lineage: Eukaryota; Fungi; Ascomycota; Sordariomycetes; Hypocreales; Hypocreaceae
Exons: 1
Coding region: 1-807 (268 amino acids)
Source: RefSeq, a predicted model, not a curated record
AUGGCGUCUUCAACUACCAACCCCUUCCCUCCUUUUCCUUUGACCGGGAUACAGUUUCCCUCGUCUCCUAUUGUGCUAUCUUCUUAUGAAUAUGCCAAGAAAUAUUCGACCCCCGGAGUCUUAAAUCACGUUUUGCGAAGUGCCGCUUUUUGCCUUCUCUUACAGAAGAAGAUACCUGAAUUUUCCAAGCUAGGCGAUGCGCUUGACGCCGAGCUUGUUGUCGUCAGCUGUCUUCUCCACGAUCUCGCUUGGACCAAAACAAAGGCACUUGUGACGAAUACAAGACGUUUCGAGGUCGACAGUGCCAACCUCGCUCGUGACUUCAUUGACACACUCCCGGAUAAAGACGUCAAGUGGAGCAGAAAUGGCCGCCGCAUGCAGAUUAUCUGGGAUUCUAUCGCGCUUCAUACGAUGGAAACCUUGGCACCAUGGAAGGAGCCCGAAGUUGCGCUUGUCCACUACGGCAUUCAUGGCGACCUUCUUGGGCCGAGCCUGCACCUCCUUGGGUUACCAGAUGACCUACCGAACUUGAAAGGGGUCAUGACAGACGAAGAGUUCCAAGAAAUCUCCAACGCUUUUCCGCGAAUGCAUUUUGCGGAAGAGUUCAAAGAGAUCUUCUGCGGCUUAUGCCGGGACAGGCAGCGCUACACAUUCGACAGUGGCGUUAUGGACUACGGACUAGAGUGGGGUUAUGAUGGGGAGGGUACUGGAAAGGAAGAGUUUCAGAAAGUGGUAGAGGAUACUCAGCGUGCUAAGAAUCUAUAUGCAGUAAUGAUUUCGAUCGAUCAACUGGCGGAUAAAGCAUAG